AUGCCCGCCCACCGCCGCCACCUCUGCUUCCUCCGCGCACUCGUUGGGCUCCGCUCCACCUCCACCGGCGCUGCCACCGCCGCCGCUGGCUUCUCCUCGGCUCCUAGCCGCGGGUGCCCACUCCACGCCGCGCUAUCGCGCCGCGGCGCACCCGCGGCCGCCGCGCUCGCGCUCUUUUCCCGCAUCCGUGCCGCGACCUUGCCGACCCCCUACACCUUCUCCCUCCUCCUCGCCUCCCUCGCCGCCGCCUCCUCCUCCCGCUCCCCCACCCUCUCCGCUGACGUCUGCGAUCGACUCGCUGCCGCGGGGCUUGCGCACGCGCAGGCGCUCAAGUGCGGCGCGCUCGCACACCCCGUCGUCACCAACUGCCUCCUCAAGCUCUACUGCGCGCUCGGCAUGCUCCCCGACGCGCGCAGGGUGUUCGACACGAGCGGCCCCACCGCUCUGGACGCUGUCUCCUGGAACACGAUGGUGUCUGGGUACGGCAAGUGCGGGAACCUGGAGGCCGCGCGGGAGGUGUUCGUCAGAAUGCCCGAUAGGGGCCUGGUUUCCUGGAGCGCAAUGAUCGACGCUUGCGUCCGUGCCGGGGAGUUCAGUGAAGCACUGAGAGUGUUUGAUCAGAUGAAGGGAAAUGGGUUCAGGCCAGACGCCGUGGUGCUGGUGAGCGUGCUCAAGGCUUGCGCGCAUCUGGGCGCUCUUGAGAGGGGGCGGUGGGUUCAUAGGUUUCUCAAAGCAGAGGGGCUUGGAGGGAGGCCAGGGAAUGUCAUGCUUGAGACAGCGCUUGUCGAUAUGUAUUGCAAGUGUGGGUGCAUGAAUGAGUCAUGGUGGGUCUUUGAUGGAGUUCAGAGCCACGAUGUGGUGUUGUGGAAUGCAAUGAUUGGUGGGCUUGCAAUGAAUGGCCAUGGAAAGCGCGCACUUGAGUUGUUCAGAAGGAUGCUUGAUAAGGGGUUUGUGCCGAAUGAGUCAACGUUUGUUGUUGUCUUGUGUGCGUGCACCCACACAGGUCGUGUGGAUGAAGGGAAGGAUGUUUUCAGGUCCAUGCGUGACCAUGGCAUUGAGCCACGGAGGGAGCACUAUGGGUGCUUGGCUGAUCUCCUUGGACGUGCAGGGCUCCUGGAAGAAGCUGAGGCUGUGUUACUGGACAUGCCGAUGGAGCCACAGGCAUCACAGUGGGGGGCUCUAAUGUCAUCAUGCCUGUUGCACAAUAAUGUUGGUGUGGGUGAACGUGUAGGAAAGAAACUUAUUGAGCUAGAGCCAGAUGAUGGUGGACGUUAUGUUGUUCUGUUCAAUCUAUAUGCAGUCAGUGGUUUAUGGGAAGAUGCAAAAGCUCUUCGGAAGAUGAUGGAAGAGAGGGGAGCCAAGAAGGAGACAGGUUUGAGCUUUAUAGAGUGGAAUGGUUUGGUCCAUGAGUUCAGGUCAGGUGAUACAAGACACCCCCAAACAAGGCUGAUCUAUGCAUUAUUGGAAGAUAUGGAGCAGAGAUUAGAACUGAUUGGCUAUGUCAAGGAUACCAGCCAAGUGCUAAUGGACAUGGACGACGAGGAAGAUAAGGGAAAUACCUUGUCCUACCACAGUGAGAGGCUUGCAUUAGCAUUUGGUAUUCUAAACAUUCCCCAUGACAUGCCUAUUCGAAUUGUCAAGAAUCUUCGAGUGUGCUGCGACUGCCAUGUCCAUGCCAAACUUGUGUCCAAGCUCUACCAACGUGAGAUCAUUGUGCGUGACCGCCAUCGCUUCCACUUGUUCCGUGGUGGGGUUUGCUCCUGCAAUGACUUCUGGUGA
Messenger RNA from Miscanthus lutarioriparius, 1779 nucleotides. The record is from the annotation of a GenBank genome assembly. NCBI's taxonomy places the organism in Eukaryota, Viridiplantae, Streptophyta, Magnoliopsida, Poales, Poaceae.